GCGCGUUCGGGGCCGGAGUCCUCGCGCGAACUUCAAUCAUAACAACAUUGGAAUGUAGGAAACAUACGUUGGGAGCUGGUGCUGUGGCAGGGAACAGGACCCAGCCGACGCAGCCUGUUGGCCACGGAGGGGCGGGCGCAUUUUGUGGUGUUUUGUCAGGGCCCCACCACUGAAUGCAUGAAUCGGCUUUGGUACCGAUCGGUCGCGGGUGCCCCGCAGGCAUGGGGGAGUCGGGCGAUGAGGAGGUGCAGGCCGUGGAGAAGCCCGUGGAGGUGGCGGGCGAUGGCGAGGGCGAGACGGCGGAGGAGAAGCCCGCGAAGAAGCGGCGGAGCCGGUGGGGGCAGGAGCCCGAGCCCGCGCCGAUGCCCGACGUCCUCGCGUUGGCGCCGCUGCCGUCGGGGGUCAACCCCGUCACGGGCAUGGUCGGAGUCACGCAGCUGCCCGCCCCGGGGGAGAGCUCUGCAUCGGCGCCAGGAUCGGAUGCUCGGGGGCGGCCACGAGGGGGGAAGUCACUCCUGCCUGGGGUCACUCUCGCAUGCAGCCGACCAGGAUACGCUGCGGCGGGCGGCGCCAACAUGGACCUCUCCGCCGCUGCGCAGGCGGCACGCGAGGCGCUCGAGAAGGCCAAGAGGGCCGCCAUGUUCCAGCGGCAGAUCCAGGAGCAGAUGAACAAGCUGAAGAGCCAGGGCUUGGCCGCCGGCUUCCUGCCCGGGGAGGGCCCGAAGGCACGGAAGUUGAUACUGGACGAGUUCGGCCGCGAGCUGGACGACGACGGCAACGUUGUGCCGAUGAAGCCGCAGGUAGUCAGCACCUUGAAGGUGAACAUCAAUCGCGAGAAGGAGGCGCGCCUCCAGAAGAUCCUGGGGCUCAAGAAGGAGGGCGGGAGCGAGAAGGACUUCUUCGAUCCAACGCUGAAGGUGCAGCAGCGAUUCGAGCGGCAGAAGCGGAAGACCUUCAGGUUCAUUGACGAGGGCGCACUCGUUCAAAAGGAGCAGCGAUUGGUGAAGAAGAUGCAGGAGAAGGUAUUGGGCGUGGACAAGAAGGAGGACAAGAAGAAGAAAGAGGAAAAGAAAGAGGAGAAGAAGAAAGAGGAGGCUGAGCCCGAACCGAUCAUCAAGAAGAUCGAACCCAAGGUCAUGAGGCGCGAGCCGAUCCCAGACGUGGAGUGGUGGGACAUGCCCUUCUUGAAGGAGGACAUGAACGGCCAGAAGAGGGCGUACACGGAGGUGAACGUCGAGAAGAUCACGCCAUACGUGGAGCACCCGAUACCUAUCAAGAUCACCACCGAGAAGGAGGCGCCAGAGGCGGUGAUGAUGCACUUGACGCCCAAGGAGCGCAAAAAGCUGCGGCGCCUGAAGCGGCAGGAGCGCACACAGGAGAUCCGAGACAAGAUCAAGAUGGGCAUUCUGCAGCCGCCGCCCCCCAAGGUGAAGAUGAGCAAUUUGAUGCGAGUCCUCGGCGACGAGGCCAUCGCGGACCCCUCCACCAUCGAGAGGAAGGUAAGGCAGCAGGUAGAGCAGCGGCGCAGAGAGCACGAGCAGCGCAACGAGGCCCGCAAGUUGCCGGCCGAGGAGCGCAAGGCCAAGAAGAAGCAGAAGUGGAUGGCCGAGACGGAGCCGACCACGCAGGUCCUGGUGUUCAAGAUCAAGGACCUCGCGAACAAGAGGCACCUGUUCAAGAUAGACAUGAACGCUCAGCAGUUUCACCUCACGGGCUGCUGCGUCGCGUGCCCAGGCGUGGCGAACAUCGUGAUCGCCGAGGGCGGGCCCAGGGCCAUCAAGCGAUACAAAAAGCUCAUGGUCAGGCGCAUCAAGUGGACGGAAGACCAGAAAGACGACGACGAUGACGAGGAUGAGGACGACGAGGAGGUCACCGCACCUAAGCUGCAGGACCAUUGCGUGCUGAUAUGGGAGGGCGUGGUGAAGCAGCGGAACUUCAAGAAUUGGAAGGUCAGCCACACGAGGUCGGAGCAGGAGGCCAGAAAGACUUUGGCCGACAGGGGUGCGGAGCACUACUGGGAGAUGCUCGCGCGCCACCGCGACCCGCGCAUGGAUAUCUGAGGCGGCACAGACCCGGGCCGAGCGUGGCCUUCAGCGGGGAGGCAAGGAUCCAGAGAAGGCGCGCGUGUGCGCGUGUGGAUUCGGAGGAAUGUAUCGAAGCCGCCGAGGCUCGAGCCUGGAAGUCUGUAUCGACAUGUUCUAGAGCCAGGCAAUGUUGAAAAACAAGUGCGUCAUCACAGCGUGAGAGCUUCUUGGUCUCAUCGAGCGGUUGCCGAGCCACCUGCUCCUUCUGAUCCUCUGGCGGGCGAGGGCGAGGGUGAGGUCGAUAGGGGAA
Messenger RNA from Prorocentrum cordatum, 2334 nucleotides. Lineage: Eukaryota; Dinophyceae; Prorocentrales; Prorocentraceae. The record is from the annotation of a GenBank genome assembly.